ACGCUCGGCAGCGGAGGCAGUCGUGGAACGCUCGGCGUUCGUAACGAACGCCGCUUUGGACCCUGCACGAGCUUGUAUAAGAAAGCGGGCUGUUGAGCUUCAUCUGCACACGACACUGCGGAAGGCAGAGCAGAGGGAGCUGUUAAAGCUUUGCGCUUGAUACGUCGCCUGCUUCCUGACAUUCCAGAAGACGUCAUUUUAGCUUCACCCCUCUAAUGAGAGACAGGUGAGCAGUGAGCUCCGUCCACGAACGGUCCCCCACUUUUGUUCAAGUGAAAGCGGAUCGCUUCCUCCUCGAUAACUUUGCAAGCACUGCGGCAGCUAUGGACGACAUCACCGACGAUCAGAUCUUCGACAUCUCCCAGGUGACGUCGGCCGGGGACAACAUGAAGGUCGAGCCACCCGCGACCGCGGCCCGUCGCCGCCGCAAGAAGUACGGACGUGGCGCCUCUGCUAAGCCUCGUGGUCGCGUCCGCAAGGCAACCAGCCGUACAGGCGCCAAGCGAGGACGUACUCGCCAAUCGCGUGCCGCCGCAGGAGCCUUCGUCGCGACUGCUGCUGCUUCUGCUGCUCCGAAGAGAACGGGGUACGGCGGCUGCGUCAAAUCCGAAACGGCCGUAGAAUUGCCGCUGGAGACAGUCACCGCGGAUUGCGAGUCGACCAUCGACCAGCAGGCCGACAUGUAUGUCUCCAAAAUCCUGCCGGACCCGGCGACAACCGUUUACGCGGAGCGGGGCAGCGUUCCAGCAGCCUCAUGCAACGACAACACGUAUCCAAGCUGCGAGAAGCCGCCCGACCCCACCGCCGCAUCGACGCCGUGGAGGGCGCAAUCCCCGACCGACCCCAGUGCGCCGGCGCCGGCGCGUGGCCGUAGACGACCCUCGGUCAAGCUGGUCCAGCUCGUCGCGCAGGCCAUACACGAGAGCCCACACCGGGUGCUGCGAGUCACGCACGUCUACGCCGCACUGCAGAACAGAUACCCUUACUACAGGCUGCAGGACAAGAAGGUCAUCAGCAGCUGGAAGCGCGAGCAAAUCGCCCCGGGGACGGUAGCGAGGUGUGAAUGCAAGGGUGUGAGAUUAUGUCUCUCUCGCUCACCGGCACCUCGAUACCCCUCGCAGAGCUCGGUGCGUCAUGCUCUGUUCCAAAAAUGGUUCAUGAAGUUCCGCCCCACGUCCGGAUGGUACGACACGGUUCGGCCCAGGAGUUUCUACUGGGGUCUCAACUACAGCAACAGGCCACUCGAAUGGCAGAUGCCCCAACGACUGCCGCGUCUGUUUCUGCCGACCGACGACGAAGGUGAGCAGCGGGACGGUGAGGCGUCCACGCUGUGCUCGGGCCUACACCGAAACACCGAGUCACCGAGCAAGACGAACACAGCGCUGAUGCCGUCGGCAUUCCGCCUCGAACUGGAGCACACACUUUUCGCGCCACCGGAACCCCAGUCACCGGGCGACAAGCGCAAACUGUCCACCGUCCAGUGCAGCGAGCUCGCGCCGGUGACGUCGGCUGCGCAGUCGGAGGACGACCUGGCCUCCGUGGGCAGCCCUCCGUCCGAGAGCAUGAAUCCGGUCGGCUGGCCGGCGCCGGGGAAAACGGAGAAGCACGCCUUGCAGCAGCCAAGUGACAGCGCCUGUGCUGCGCCACCUAGCGUGAGGGACGGCAUGUACUUCGAACCGCCGUCGGCACCACCUUGCUCAACCACAACGACCACUUCCCUGACUGCGAUGAUGGCGUCGCAGCCGACAGCGCUGGUGGAGGCCGUCGUGGAUAGCAUCCAGAAGCCGGCGCAGUCCCUGUCGGGCGAGUCGUUCGUCCAACUACAGCAAGAAGAGCAGCAGCAGCAGCAGCAGGAGGUGCAACACUCAUUGCAAGAGCCGCCAGAACAGCAGCAGCAGCAGCUGCUGCACAUGCUGCAAGCACCACUUGAACAGUUCCAGGAACAGCAGCAGGAGCCGCAACAGCAACAGCAGCAGCAACAACAACAACAACAGGAGGAGGAGGAGCUGCUGGACUGGCUUAUAUCACUGGAUGCCGGAGGCCCUAACGACCUCUCCGAUAACGUCAGAGCGGAACUAGAGGACAUGUACUGGGCGUACGUCAAUGACGUCCACGGAUCGGUGGGGUUCGGCCACGACGAACCGCUGGCACCGUCGUACGUGACUAUGACAUCUCCGAGGCAGACACCGCUUGCCACCGCGGCUUCAACCCGAGUGCAGACCCCAUCCGAGCAGUCACCGUCGAUUCCCGGACCAUCACAGACGCCUGAGGAGGCCUUACUGCAACCGAUGCCGCAGGAACAGGCACGCCGCCUGGGGAACAUCCUCAGCGGCUACGGACUGCAGUCGGCCGACGGCGAGUGCUUCGCCUUUCUGAACGCCUCGUGGAGCCUGUGGAAUUGCUUGACCCGGCUUGGCGUCGUAAGGAGGAGCGCCGAGUCACGCGCCAGUGGUGAACGAGGGCGCAUUGGGGCGCUCGUGGUGGCGUCGCCGUCCACGCCACUGCCCACCCAUGUCGACAACUGCGGGCUUAUCUUAUCGGAAGAGGCCGACCGACCCUUCACCGGCAGCGAAGAGUGA
Molecule: messenger RNA, 2579 nt
Organism: Dermacentor silvarum
Lineage: Eukaryota; Metazoa; Arthropoda; Arachnida; Ixodida; Ixodidae
Exons: 11
Coding region: 324-2579 (751 amino acids)
Biological process (GO): regulation of DNA-templated transcription
Molecular function (GO): DNA-binding transcription factor activity; sequence-specific DNA binding
Source: RefSeq, a predicted model, not a curated record